Messenger RNA from Polychytrium aggregatum, 2240 nucleotides. RefSeq names its product rab-GTPase-TBC domain-containing protein. NCBI's taxonomy places the organism in Eukaryota, Fungi, Chytridiomycota, Chytridiomycetes, Polychytriales. Gene Ontology annotation, cellular component: endoplasmic reticulum membrane. Bases 225 to 1850 code for a protein of 541 amino acids. Gene Ontology annotation, biological process: endoplasmic reticulum to Golgi vesicle-mediated transport; positive regulation of GTPase activity. The transcript is spliced from 3 exons. Gene Ontology annotation, molecular function: GTPase activator activity. The record is from RefSeq and is a predicted model, not a curated record.
CAAUCAUCUGGCUCGCGGACCAUUUGGGCCUCGCCCGCUGGCAGCUGGCUGGGGCAUGGCCAGAAUGCCCUCGAUCAGUUGCUGCCACGGCGGGCCAGGCGUGGCGGCAGCAUGCGGUCCCAGCCGUCCGCUGGCUGGCUGGCUUCCCGGCCUGCACCUCCAUCACUCUCCCCCAUCGCCCACCUCGACAUUUGCUGCUGCAGCGCCAAGAUCCAGUCAGUGUCAUGAGCGACCAGCCCGCAAGCAGCCCCGUUGUGGCGAUCUCACCGCCCAGUACGCCUUGCCAGCAGCGACCCUCGGUCGAGACCAAGCCCAAAGACUCCUGGGAUAUCCAGCCUGGCCCCAAUGAUGUUGCCAGGGUCCCGGAGCUGCCCCUUGAGUCUCCUCCCAGACAAGAGCCAACACCUGAAGCCGAUCAGGUCCCAGUGGAUCAGGAAGCGGAUCAGGAAGCGCCCAGCACCACCGGAGCCUCGGUGGUACUCUCCACGACAGCCAUCCUCGGCCAAACCGAUGCUGUCGACGAGCCCAAUGCCACGAGCAAGCUCAGCCAGGCACCCGAGGGAGCGCCAAGACCUGCCGAGGCAGAAGAAAAGUCUGUCGACGCUGAUAUUCUGCAGCAACCUCCUGUCCCCAAGAGCAACCAAAACCGGGUGCCCAAGUCGAGGAUAGCCAAGCUCAAGCGCAUCAACCAAGCCGCACAAACCUCCGAUAUCCGGCUCCUGCGCUCGCUGGCGUUGGGGCCGGGCGGCUUUCUGAACGAUGGAAUGCGCAAGCGUUGUUGGCCCAUGAUCCUCAAACAGCUUAGUGGCAAGGUGGAGCGGCCGUCGUCUUCAGAAUCCAGCACGAACCCGAGCCUGGACUCGGACUCAGACUCGGAUUCGAACUUGGACUUGGACUCGGGACCUACGGAGGCGCCAUUUGAACAUCAAGUGUCCCUGGAUGUGAGGCGUUCAUUCACCAACCUCAUUGAGGAGCAGGGCAGCAGCAACGCAGCCGUGCUGAAGAUGGACCAGCGACGGUCUGGGCUCACAAAUGUGAUCUCAACGGUUCUGCGGGACCACCCGUACCUCAACUACUACCAGGGAUUCCAUGAUGUCUGUAGCACCCUCUUGCUCGUUUUGGGCGAACAAGCGGCGACUGAGGCCGCCGAGCGCAUUGCUCUGUUCUGGCUCCGCGAUUCCAUGGAGACCAGUCUGGACGGUUGCAUGAACCAACUGCAGCUGGUGCUACCGCUGCUGAGCCUCGUCGACAAAGAGCUAUUCGAGUUCCUCAAUUCGAUUGAAUACUUUUUGCCGUACUUUUGCCUUAGCUGGGUGCUAACGUGGUGCAGCCACGAUGUCAUUGGCUACGCCAAGGCCGCUCGGCUCUUUGAUGCCUUUAUUGUCUCCGAUCCUCUGUUCCCGAUCUAUAUCUCCAUCGCCGUGAUUGUUAACCGACGAGCACAGAUCCUGGAACUCGAGCCCGAUUACAGCAUCGUUCAUUCAUACUUGACCAAGUUCCCCGAAGACAUCGAGCUCGACGAUGUGGUUGAAGAAGCCUGCAAGUACAUCGAGCUCUACCCGCCUCGGGUGCUGCAGCAACGGUUCGCCAUCAAUCUAGGCAAGGCAUCCUGCGUCAACUCGUUUCCCUACGACCUGCAGCGCUACCGCCAGGUGUCAUCCCAGCCGCCUCAUAUUCUUAUCAAGGCCCACCAGGACUUUAUCGUCCAGCAGAAAGAGGCCGGCAAGUGGCCGCCGUAUCUCAUGAUUACCUCAGCCACCACGACCCUGGCCCUAAGUGCAAUCGUCGUCAGCAUCCUGGCCGUGUAUCUCAGCUAUGGUGGCACCCAUGAUUUGUUCAUGCCCUUUUGAUCGAGGACAUAUACUGGUCGUCUGCAACCUGGGCUGUAGUUGUCACCGACGGGCUGGACUCGGGCUAUUUGCAUGAGUAUGCGUUGACGUUUGAGGGGGCUGCUGCUUUCAGACCGGAAGCCAGAGCUGUUCUGAAGCCGGCGGCGAUUGUACCGCUUGUAUACUGAUUGGCGUGUUGCCUCUACCUUCACUAUUUUCAUGUCUUUUCAUUUCCUCUCUUGGGCAAGUUGUCCCAACCGCAAAGCACGCUAUUUUUGCUGUGUUUCGAUAGACUUUACUGGGAACGGGAGCGAUCCUUGCCCUGUAGCACACACAAAGACUCGAUCAAUGACCUGAUAGCUUCGUCGAGGUACCGGCUCAAUAUAUCAGCGAUCCGGCCGCACCAAACCC